This is a messenger RNA of Meloidogyne enterolobii, 1692 nucleotides long. The record is from the annotation of a GenBank genome assembly. Lineage: Eukaryota; Metazoa; Nematoda; Chromadorea; Rhabditida; Meloidogynidae.
AUGCUCGACCGUUGCCUUCUUCCAUUGGAGCUCGACACCGGCCCUGGGACAAGUAAAUCGACAACGCUGUGCUCCUUGUUGUUGCUGCUGCUCGUCAUUGCAACAUUCCUUGUGUGUGAAGUGCCUGGACAGAUGAAAGAGGAAUUCGUCGGAGUUGCCAAUCACAAAAAGAUUGGAAACAAUGUUACGCUUGUCAACUACACCAUAAUAGCCAACGAGGAAAACUUUAACUCUUUCUUGUACAUGCAGCGCUUCCCGAAUUCAUGUGAGGCUUAUAUCGACAAAAACUUUAUUGAGUUUAACAUCGACGGCAAGACAUGCACAAUGGACCUGCUUAGCAGGAACAAAAGCAACAACAACAGGAUCAAGUUUAAAGCUGGAGUGAGGAACAAAGGAGGUCAGUGCUUUGGAAGUGGAACCAAAGUCCAGGGGAGCUUUAACAACACUAUGCCCUUCGUUUACAGCAAAAACAACAAGGAUGUCGAAAGGCUCAGCAAAGGUCCACACUAUACUCACGAGAGAAUAUGUAAGAGAAAAGAGGCGUGUGGAUUGUGCAUGCCGUGGACGAUUCUCGAAGUCUCUUGGACCAGGACUGAUGAUGAUUACUAUGCGUUCACCCAUUUAGUUGGCGAAGUGACUCGCGGCAAGAAGGAUAAAACCAAGAGUGAAGGUUCUGAGGAUAAGACCAUCAAUAUAGAGAUAGAAAGUGGACACAGAUUCACGAUGAAUUUUGGUGGCAACAAUUUGACUCAUGAGCAAACCUUCGACUCAUCUGUAUUGCCCUUGAUUGUGGACAAAAUUAAAUGCGUUCCAAGGUCCGCUCCCUUCGUUGCCCCAGAAACUUGGACCAUCACAAAUGACAAUCUGCAAGGUGAACGUCUACUCGUCUUCAGCCUGCUUCCAGCCAGUGCAUCUGUUGUGUUCGAUGGUAACAGACUUGUGGGUACACCAGCCAGGCAAAAAUGUCAUCUCUUUGUCCAAUUUGAAAGACCAGACUAUGAGCUGCUGUUUGUCUCUACUCCACCAUCGACAACAACGACGACUACUACUACAACGGAACCAGAGGUUGAAACGUGUGCUCCUUGUGAGUGUCCAACUACAUCUUCAGAGACUGCAACAGAAACAACGACUCCAGCUCCUUCAGCUGAAACAAGAUCGUCAACUUCGCCUGUCUGGAUUUAUCUCUUCAUUUUUCUACUGGUUGGCUGGAUCGUCACAAACGCGGGGUGGAUUUACUUCAUUAGGAAGAAGGACGAAAAUAAGCUAAAGGAAGAGAAAAUGCCAAGAAGCAUUGUAAUAACUACAGGAGACUCGGAGUAUGGACCGGAAGUUAAUACGGCAAUUCAAGUGGAUGCUGAAAGCGCAGAGACGGCACGGGAAGAUGGAAAGUCGACAAGACCAAGAAGUGUUGUGAUAACUACAGGAAACUCGGAAUAUGGACCGAACGUUAAUACGGCAAUUCAAGUGGGUGCUGAAAGUGCAAAGACGGCUCGGGAAGGUGGAACGUCGGUUACAACUGCAGUGGAUGUUGAGCAGGCACAAGGUGCAAAGACGGCACGGGAAGACGAAAAGUCGACUACAGCUGAAGUAGAUGUUGGGCAGACACAGGAAGACGAUGGGGAAAUUGAGGAGGGAGGAGAUACUGAGACGGUGACUCCUGUGGAAACCGAGACGCCGGAGCUUGAAGAAUAA